This is a messenger RNA of Mucor velutinosus, 1356 nucleotides long. RefSeq lists its product as uncharacterized. NCBI's taxonomy places the organism in Eukaryota, Fungi, Mucoromycota, Mucoromycetes, Mucorales, Mucoraceae. Gene Ontology annotation, biological process: proteolysis. Bases 1 to 1356 code for a protein of 451 amino acids. The transcript has 4 exons. The record is from RefSeq and is a predicted model, not a curated record. Gene Ontology annotation, molecular function: serine-type endopeptidase activity.
AUGAAAUCCUUCUUGUCACUUUCCAUUGUCUGCCUCUAUUUAGGCUCUAAUGUUGCAAAUGCAUUGGUAGUGAGAGAGGAUACCGGAUUCGUGAUUCCAGGUGGCAUUGAAAGUCAUUUUCCUACCCACAUUGUCAAGUUGAAGGCAAGAAACGUUCAGAAUAUAACCAACUUUGAAUCAAAUGACUUUAUCAACCAUCACUACAGUACCUUCCAAACCAUGCGUGGAUCACUUCAAGGCAAGUUCGACAUCAAGGGCGCCAGUCUUCACGCAGAAUCUGAGGAUUUAGAGCCCAGAGCUGUCAAGAAUAUUGACAUUGGAAACGAAUUCAAGGCAGUUGUUGGAUCAUUUAACCCGUCUUUUGUCAACUACCUCAGUCAAUUGGAAGAUGUAGAAUAUGUCGAGACAAACCAGGUCUACAAGGCAGCCAUUCUUCCAACCGUCUCCAAGCCUCAGCCUUAUAUCUCCAGUCAAGUGUCAUCAAAAAACAAGCGCAACAUUAUCACCCAAAUAAACGUGCCUAGCUGGGGCCUUGCUCGCAUCAACCGUAGAAAUAAGGAUGACAUGACAACCUAUUCUGUGGACGAAUCUGCUGGUGGAGGUGUUCAUGUGUAUGUUUUUGACUCCGGAAUUAAUGCCGACCAUCCUGAUUUUGCUGGCCGUGCCAGUAUGGAAGCAAGUUUCAUUGAUUACGAGGAUAAUGUCGAUUAUGCUGGUCAUGGAACCCACGUAGCUGGCACAAUUGGAGGUAAUUCUUACGGUGUCGCCAAGAAUGCCAUACUGCAUGGUGUCAAGAUUCUGGACCGUAAUGGUGAUGGCACCACCUCCGCUUUAAUCCAAGCUAUCUCUCAUGUCACUCAGAUUGCGAUUCCCGGUCGUAGCAUCAUCAACUUAUCACUUACUGGACCACGCUCACAAACCAUCGACGACGCACUUUCCAUGGCGGUUCAACAACACGGUAUUCCCAUCUUUGUGUCAGCUGGUAAUAGUGGAGACAAUGCAUGCGAUUAUUCACCAUCAGCCAACCCAGAUGUGUUUACCGUCGGUGCAUCGAAUCAAAAUGAUAUUAUCCCCAGCUUUUCUUCUUACGGUGAAUGUGUACGUAUCUAUGCGCCUGGAACAAACAUUACAAGCAGCUGGUUAGGCAGUGAAAGUCAGACCAUGGAUGGAACAAGUAUGGCCAACCCGCAUGUCACUGGUAUUGCUGCUAUGCUGAUGAGCGAGUAUGAUUUCCACUCUGCCAGCGAACUCUACGAAGCCAUCAUGAACAUUGCUACUGAAAACGUGUUGACCUCUUCCAUAGACGAUGAUGGAUCUGAGAGAUUACUAGCUUACAAUGGUCCCGAGCGUUUUUAA